GGGUCUUUGCCUACCUUAACUCACGCAUGCGCACUCGUCCACUGUGGUUCGACCUCUGUAGUCGAGAGUCCCGGCUUCAACCAGAUUGACCAAUCCGGUUAAAACUACCUAAGGAAAAAUGUACGCUUGUGCAAAGUUCGUGUCCACACCGGCUGUGGUUCGUGCUGGUUCCCGGGCUCUUUACAGACCCCUGUCUGCAUCUGUGCUGUCCAGGCCUGAGGCUAAGACAGAGAGCAGUGUUGGUUUGAUGCCACAGAGCCCUCUCACCCAGGUUGCACUGAGGGGCUUCCAGACCAGUGCUGUCAGCAGGGACAUUGACACAGCUGCAAAGUUUAUUGGUGCCGGAGCUGCUACAGUUGGAGUCGCUGGAUCUGGUGCCGGAAUUGGGACCGUGUUCGGCAGUCUCAUCAUUGGCUAUGCCAGGAAUCCAUCUCUGAAGCAGCAGCUGUUCUCAUACGCCAUCCUGGGAUUUGCCCUGUCUGAAGCUAUGGGACUGUUCUGUUUGAUGGUUGCUUUCCUUAUUCUGUUUGCUAUGUAAAACUGCUGGUACUUUCAGUACAGAUGUGACUACAUAUUUUAUUGUGGCUACCAAAAUUGUUCCAUGUUGGUGUCAUGAAAAUGUACAUUUUCAAAUCUUUCAGACACUGUCUAAAUAAGCAAAACAUGUAUUGUACAAAUGUAAGAAAUUACGUGAUUAAAAUACAUGUAUUUGACUAUUUACUUAUGGUAGUAAUGUUUGUCUGGGGUUCCAUGCUAGGACAUCAGCAGGGAGCUUUUAUGAAUGUCAUUUUUUCUGUCAAGCAGAACUUGUUUUCUCAGAGCAUCACAUGAAAAGUUUUGGGGGUCCACCUAAUCUAAGCAGCAGUUAAAUAUUACUGUAAUUAGAUGGCAAAGUAAGUGCUUGUUUUGUAAAUGGCAUUAAAUAAAUCUAGAUGAUCUAAUUGA
This is a messenger RNA of Betta splendens (Siamese fighting fish), 945 nucleotides long. RefSeq names its product ATP synthase membrane subunit c locus 3a (gene atp5mc3a). The transcript is spliced from 5 exons. Gene Ontology annotation, biological process: proton transmembrane transport; proton motive force-driven ATP synthesis. The record is from RefSeq and is a predicted model, not a curated record. Gene Ontology annotation, molecular function: proton transmembrane transporter activity. The coding region runs from base 119 to 538 and encodes 139 amino acids. NCBI's taxonomy places the organism in Eukaryota, Metazoa, Chordata, Actinopteri, Anabantiformes, Osphronemidae.